AUGGUCAAAAUCGACGAGUUCGCCGUCGAGUCCUGGAUGGACGCAUACGAGACAAAGUGCAAGUACAACGUCGCUGAAACAUGUUGUGCCUCGAUCUCCGUCGAUCAGCUACGCGAGCUGUCCGAGGACAAAGACCGACCAGUUUUCGAUACCUCGCGGGUCCUCACAUACGGUACUAUUAGAGGAAGUGACGAGCUACGUAACAACCUCGCCCGACUGUAUUCUGCAAAAGUCACAAACCCACUCUCUCCGGACAGCAUCCUCAUCACUCCUGGUGCCAUUCAAGCAAAUUAUCUGACUGCAUACGCUCUCGCUGGCCCUGGAGACCAUGUCAUCUGCCACUACCCCACCUACCAAUCUCUCUACGAGGUCCCUAAGCAACUGGGCGCUGAAGUCGAUUUGUGGAAAGCUACACCCGAGAACAAAUGGGUACCCAAAAUCGACGACCUCAAGUCGCUUAUCAAGCCCAACACGAGGCUCAUCGUCAUCAACAACCCCAACAACCCUACUGGUGCCAUCCUAGGCAAGACUUUCCUACAAGAACUCAUCGACAUUGCUUCUGAAAAGAACAUUACCAUCAUGAGUGACGAGGUCUAUCGGCCACUGUUCCAUUCCAUUAGUCCUUUGGACAAGGAGUUUCCACCGUCUCUCCUAUCCAUGGGCUACGACAAUGUCAUCGUCACGGGCUCCAUGUCAAAGGCCUAUUCACUUGCCGGUAUCCGCAUAGGAUGGAUAGCUUCUCGUAGCUCUGAGAUCAUUGAGAGAAUCGCUUCAGCGCGUCAUUACACCACCAUCUCUGUCUCCUACUUUGAUGAAUGCAUCGCAGCAUAUGCGCUACACUCGGCAACCGUGCACCAGCUGCUAGCGCGCAACCUGGAACUUGCGAGGAAAAACAUGGCCAUUCUGGAAAAGUUUCAACUCAAAAACGAAGAUGAGUGUGAAUGGGUCAAGCCCGUUGCUGGCACUACAGCUUUCGUCAAGUUUCACAGGGAAGGAAAGCCCGUCGACUCGGUCGACUUUUGCAAAAAGCUGCUGGAAGCGACAGGCGUCAUGUUCGUACCUGGCAGCACCUGUUUCGGCGAAGAGUUCAAGGGCUACGUCAGGAUCGGCUAUGUUAACCAGACAGAUGUUGUUCAAAAUGGACUGGAUGCUGUAACAAAGUUCAUACGGAAGAACCUUGACGACGUAGAGCUAGCAGCGUAA
This is a messenger RNA of Alternaria arborescens, 1203 nucleotides long. RefSeq lists its product as hypothetical. Gene Ontology annotation, biological process: biosynthetic process. The transcript is spliced from 2 exons. Gene Ontology annotation, molecular function: catalytic activity; pyridoxal phosphate binding. NCBI's taxonomy places the organism in Eukaryota, Fungi, Ascomycota, Dothideomycetes, Pleosporales, Pleosporaceae. The coding region runs from base 1 to 1203 and encodes 400 amino acids. The record is from RefSeq and is a predicted model, not a curated record.